Molecule: messenger RNA, 1065 nt
Organism: Colletotrichum siamense
Lineage: Eukaryota; Fungi; Ascomycota; Sordariomycetes; Glomerellales; Glomerellaceae
Exons: 5
Coding region: 1-1065 (354 amino acids)
Source: RefSeq, a predicted model, not a curated record
AUGGAGUUCUACGAGCUUUCUAGACUCGUUGACCUGUUUCUGGCUAACGUUCAUCCCAUGAAUCCCGUCAUCGACGUGUCUAUGCUUCGCCAGAUGUUGAAGCAAGUUGCCGAGAACGGGCCUGACUGGUCAGCUGCUACGUGCUUAGUCGCGCUUACAUGCGCCCUGGGAGCUAUAUCCCAACGGCCGGGACAGAGGACACCGAGCGGGACCCCACGUGGCUACUCGGUUGAGCCCAACCGUCAUCUCGCCUCGCGGUACUGGUCCGUUGCGGAGAAACGUCUUGGCUUUUCCAUGGGCCAGCCCGGGUGGGAGUCAGUACAGUGCCUGUGUCUUGCAGGCAUAUGGCACAUGUACAACAUGAAUCCCUUACAAGCGUGGAAGUGCUUCAGUAUGGCGAGCAACACAUGGUACACCACCUCGCUCACCAGCAAAUUGACCUUGCCUGGAAAGGCAGAGACCCCCGAGUACCCUCAGUCUCUCUCACUAGAACAGAUACUGUACUUCACAUGCUAUAAGUCGGAAUCAGAACUUGCUUUUGAGCUGUCUCUGCCGGGCUCGAUUCUUGCCGGCAUAGAUUAUCCCUACAACUUUCCCGCUCCACCAACCCUGGGGGUGAUGAAUCUAGACAACAAGGCACUGAUGAUGGAGCAAAGAUCCUGGUACUACUAUCUCGCGGAGAUUGCCGCGAGACAGCUGAUGAAUCGCAUUGUGCAAGCCCAGCGGCGUUCUCCUCCACACCCCACAGAGCAUGGUAUAGAUCGGAUGCUUGAAGUAUUUGAGGUAUUCGAUGCCCAGUUGACGGAUUGGUACGAGUCUUUGCCGCCGCCGAUCUCAUUCCAAAUACCCAACGGCGAGAUUGCGCCACUGGCGGACGAUCUGUGUCAAAUGCUCCGCGGACGCUAUCUCACAAUGAGAGAGCUUCUUUGCCGACCGUUUGUAAGGCUAGCUUCGACUAUUUCGAUUGGCAUCACUGUGUCAGAGCAUAUGGUCACCAGGCCACGUCUUCCACUCCUCAUCAUGGCCUGUGGCUACAGCUCAGGGGGUUUGUCACUUGUUCUUUGA